AUGGAGCGCUCGGAGUUCCCCGGCCGCCCGGCGCUGGCGCAGGUGUCGCGCCGCCUGAGGCGGCUGGCGGAGCACGCCUGCUGGACCCACGAGGUGGAUGGCGAGGGCUUGAGCCUCAUCGAUGCAGUGGAGCGCGCCCGGCCUGGAGACACCCUGCUGCUCACGGGGCCCUUCUUUCAGGAGGCCUUCAUUGCUGAGAAGCCGCUGCGCAUCGUCGGCGCCGCCGCCGCCCCCGGCUGCGCCGGCGGCCGCGCGACGCUGUUCCAGCAGCGGCCGCCGGUCGUGCUUGCGCAGGCGCGCGUGCUGUUCCGCAACCUGGUCCUCCACACCGGGGCACAGCGCGACGACACCAGCAUCGCGGUGAUGGGCCCAGAGUGCCAAUACCUCAGAUUCGAGGGCUGCCGCCUCCUGGGCGCCACCGGGCUGGCGCUCCCGGCGAGCAAGGCGCCGUCGGCGCGGCUUGAGCUUCACGACUGCGAGCUGGCAAACGUGAAAUCGGGCUGCAGCGCGCUACAAGUCGCAACAGGCCUGCUGGUGAUGCGGCGCUGCCUCGUGCGCAACAGCUCGAUCGGGAUCGAGAUCGGGCGCGAGUGA
Messenger RNA from Monoraphidium neglectum, 594 nucleotides. RefSeq lists its product as hypothetical. NCBI's taxonomy places the organism in Eukaryota, Viridiplantae, Chlorophyta, Chlorophyceae, Sphaeropleales, Selenastraceae. Bases 1 to 594 code for a protein of 197 amino acids. The record is from RefSeq and is a predicted model, not a curated record. The transcript is spliced from 6 exons.